Messenger RNA from Cinara cedri, 645 nucleotides. The record is from the annotation of a GenBank genome assembly. NCBI's taxonomy places the organism in Eukaryota, Metazoa, Arthropoda, Insecta, Hemiptera, Aphididae.
AUGGAAUGGAAAGAAGGCGGCCGCUUGUCCGGACGCGGGUAUCCGCGGGUGCACGCUCUGUUCGGGUAAAUAAUAACACAACCGUGUUUGCGGGACGUCGGAAUGGAAAACGGGAGGGUUUUUUUUUCUCGCCCCCCCCCCUUUACGGCCGGUACCGCGCCUACCGUAAUAUCGCAGACGCCCGACGGCGGUUUCUGCUCUCCCGUUUCCGGUCAAUGUUCGCGUUCGCCCCGAUUUCGAAAAACCCGACGGCCGCCUCGCGAGUCGCGCGCCUGACGUGUGUGAAAUCGUCGUCAGAAAAAAAAUAAAAAUAAAAAAAAAACCCCCCCGACGAAAACGCCCGCCGACAUUUUGCUCGCGCGCCUACUGAAUAAUUGAUCGCAUCUCUAAACUGUUACGAUGUUUUUUUUUUUUUUUUCUACAGCCUCGAGUUUUGUCCGGUUGCCAAACGGGGAUUCGAUUAUUUAAUGACCACGCUUGUUCGCGUGGUUUUGUUUUGUUUUUUUUUUUUUUCAGCGGCCGCCGCUGUUCCGAGAUGUACGUGGUGCCCAUCCGCCUGACAUUCCGUUUUAUUCGAUUCGGAUUGUUUUACUACCGCGGCACAACCCACUGGUGGAAAAACUGACGGGAAGAAAAAACUCCUAA